CGGUGCCUGUCCCUUGGGCCCUCACGGGCCGCCAAACCCCCCCUAAAGGAGCCCGCCACCGUCCCCGCUGCCCACUCCGCCUCCCAGACCCCGAUAAAAAGGAACUGCUCCGUUGGCUGGAUUUAAUCACCACCCACUCCCGGUUCCCGGUUCCCGGUUCCCCUUCAAGGGGGACCGGCGUGGCCUCGGCGUCGCAAGGAGCUAGAUUGCCAUUGGUCGGUCUGUGCCGCAGCGUGGCGGCACGAUCGGUUGAGGCUCCGCGCUCCAGCAGCAUGCCCCCGCGCGAUUGGUCACGGACUCCUAGAGCCCGCCUCUCGCACGGUUGACUCAGCCCGGGAUCGCCGGGGGGAAGGGCGCGGUCUGCAGGGGCGGGCGGGCUGUAGGGAAUAUGGCGGCGGCGGACCUCGCCCAGAUCGCCGAUGUGGACAUCGAUUCCGACGGCGUCUUCAAGUACGUGCUGAUUCGGGUUCAUUCGGCGCCGCCGUCCGAGGCCCCGGCCGCAGAGAGCAAGGAGAUCGUGCGCGGCUACAAGUGGGCCGAGUACCAUGCUGACAUCUAUGACAAGGUAUCGGGCGAGAUGCAGAAGAAGGGCUAUAGUUGUGAGUGCCUGGGAGGCGGGCGCAUCUCCCACCAGAGCCUGGACAAGAAGAUCCACGUGUAUGGCUACUCCAUGGGUUAUGGUCGUGCCCAACACUCCGUCUCCACUGAGAAGAUCAAAGCCAUGUACCCUGACUACGAGGUCACCUGGGCCGAUGAUGGCUACUGAGGCCUGCCCAAGGGGCCAGCUGUGCCCUCUGGCCAGGCGUUGGAGACCAACACCAGCCUGGCCCAAGUGCCCCGCUUUACCUCACCCGCAGGAAUUAAAAAUGUUAUCACCCCUGCUGUUCCCCA
Molecule: messenger RNA, 891 nt
Organism: Callorhinus ursinus (northern fur seal)
Lineage: Eukaryota; Metazoa; Chordata; Mammalia; Carnivora; Otariidae
Gene: PHPT1
Product: phosphohistidine phosphatase 1
Biological process (GO): peptidyl-histidine dephosphorylation
Cellular component (GO): cytosol
Molecular function (GO): protein histidine phosphatase activity
Source: RefSeq, a predicted model, not a curated record